Molecule: messenger RNA, 3020 nt
Organism: Topomyia yanbarensis
Lineage: Eukaryota; Metazoa; Arthropoda; Insecta; Diptera; Culicidae
Gene: ValRS-m
Product: valine--tRNA ligase
Exons: 4
Coding region: 60-2981 (973 amino acids)
Biological process (GO): valyl-tRNA aminoacylation
Cellular component (GO): cytosol
Molecular function (GO): ATP binding; aminoacyl-tRNA deacylase activity; valine-tRNA ligase activity
Source: RefSeq, a predicted model, not a curated record
UAAAAACAAACAAUGCAAGUGUAUCUUGUGCUAACUUCUCCGGCUAUAUUUUAGUGGAAAUGCUACAGUGUUUUCCAAAGAAAAGAUUGUUCCAUGCCGUUAGGAAUCUUAAUUAUGUCUCACGCAAUCAGGUACCGAACAACACGACUAAUUUCUACAGCACCAGACGAGAAUUGGAUGCUGCAUAUAAACCAUCGGUUGUUGAGGCCAAUAACACUGGGGUUGGAUCGGUAGCACCCAACGACACGAGUAAGCCUAAAUUCAGUUUGUUACUGCCUCCACCAAACGUAACCGGCGAAUUACAUCUGGGCCAUGCACUAACCGGCUCCAUACAGGAUGUCAUUGUGCGACGAAAGCAAAAGCAGGGUCUCGAUAUGCUCUGGAUUCCGGGUAUGGAUCACGCCGGAAUUGCAACACAAGUUGUGGUAGAAAAAAAACUGUUGAAAGAGAGAAAGCUCAGCAGACAUGAUAUUGGAAGGGAUCGGUUUCUUGAUGAAAUUUGGGCAUGGAAGGAAAGCAAGAGCAAAAGUAUUAAAGGUGAUUUGUGCAGACUCGGAAGUCGUAUGGAUUGGAGCAGGGAAUACUUCACCAUGGAUGAACAACAAUCAAAAGCUGUAAAAGAAGCUUUUGUUCGGUUAUUUGAAGCUGACCUCAUCUACCGGGAUCAGUCUUUAGUGAAUUGGUCAUGCACUUUGGAAUCGGCCAUUUCCGAUAUAGAGGUGGACAGUAUAGAAAUCAAUGGACCGACUGCGAUAGAAGUUCCAGGAUAUCGUAAAAAGGUUGUUUUUGGUGAGAUGGUUGAUAUUGCGUACAAAGUGCAGGGUUUGGAAGAGGAAAUUGUCAUAUCGACGACAAGACCGGAAACACUGUUAGGUGACGUGGCUGUGGCGGUUAACCCAGCUGAUGGUCGCUAUAGUCACAUGAGAAAUAGACGAACCAUGCUUUGGCACCCGAUUCGAGGAGAAGAAAUUCCUCUGAUAUUUGACGAAAGUGUUGAUCCUGAGUUUGGGACCGGCGCAGUUAAAAUUACUCCAGCGCAUGACCGGUAUGACUACGAUAUUGCUAGAAAACAUCAGUUGCCUUUGAUCGAAGUUAUCAAUAGUAAAGGAAUGAUACGGGAGAAUUUAGGGUCGUUUUCAGAGCUUCCGAGGUACGAAGCUCGUUUGAAAAUGAUGGAGGUUUUGGCGAAACAGUCAUUACUGAGAGAAAUUAAGCCCCAUUCAAUGAUCCUGCCAAUUUGUUCCCGCUCCAAAGAUGUAAUUGAAUUUUUGCUAAGACCUCAGUGGUUUAUUCGCUGUCGAGAAAUGGCUUGUAGAGCUAUGGAAUCCGUUGAAUGUGGACAACUGCAGAUUAUCCCGAACAGUUUCGAAAAGGAAUGGUUUCGCUGGUUGGAAAACUGCCACGAUUGGUGUAUAUCUCGACAGCUCUGGUGGGGACAUCAAAUACCUGCCUACGAAGUGAAAUCCGCGGGAAAUGCUUGUUGGGUUGCGGCAAGAUCUCUAGAAGAAGCUCAACACCUGGCUAGAGAAAGAUAUGGUUUUAAAGAUUUCCAAGUGGCUCAAGAUACAGAUGUGUUAGAUACUUGGUUUUCAUCCUCACUUCUACCAUUUUCGUCACUCGGUUGGCCCGAAGAUUCGAAGGAUUUCAAACGGUUCUAUCCGCUGGACAUAAUGGAAACUGGUCACGAUAUUAUGUUCUUCUGGGUGGCCAGAAUGGUAAUGCUUGGGCAGCAACUGACGGGUCAGUUGCCUUUCAAAAAAAUUCUGCUGCACGGAAUAAUCUGCGAUGAGUAUGGAAGAAAGAUGUCGAAAAGUUUGGGAAAUGUUAUAAAACCAGAACAUGUGAUAAAUGGCAUCACAUUGGAGCAGCUUAACAAAGAAAUUGAGGCGUUACACCAGCAAGGAACUCUCUCGGCUUCUGAAAUGAAAAAAUCCCUGUCCGGACAGAAGAAAAUGUUUCCCAACGGAAUACCGGAAUGUGGCACGGAUGCACUAAGAUUUACAUUGUGUUCUAGCAACGUUAAAAAUUAUUUCAUCAACUUCAAUAUCCAAGAAUGCCUCACCAACAAACUAUUUUUCAACAAGAUCUGGCAAGCCACUCGGUACACACUGGGAUGCGUUAAACGCUUCAACCCUACGGAAACCCAAUUCACCAAAGAGUGCCUUUCCGAGAUGGAUCGUUGGAUAUUGAGUCGACUGGGAAACACUAUUACGGUGUUCGACAAAUCACUGGAAACCUACAACUUUCACUUGGCCGCGGCUGCUUGGAAGACGUUUUUCUAUAGUAAUUUCUGCGAUGUUUACUUGGAAACCACUAAGGUACACAUGACACCUGAACAUGCGUCCACUGCCGCCAACCAUUGCCGCGUUCUACAGUAUUGCCUAUCACUCGGACUGUACCAUUUGGAAGUGUUUACACCUUAUCUAGUGGCAGAAUUGCGGCCCCAUCUGCCUCCCGUGGAUCUUCGUUUUAACCCCACGGAUUGGAUUGAUUCAAAGUUGGAAUCCGAAUUCGAUCAACUACUAGAGAUUUGUCAGAACAUUCGCCAAGCAAAGAGUGAAUCUAAUCCACCUAUCGCACGGAAGCACAACCCAGUGGUACAUCUUCUGUCAAAAUCAGAUCAAUUAACCGAACUGCUUCAACGUAACACAGCUAAUAUUCAACAGCUAACGUUAUGCAAUAGAGUAAUACUGCAUAGAACAGAGGAAGAAUUUGGAAAAGUUCCAUUUACGACAAAGUCCACUGCUAGUCAUGUAUGCACGUUCGGAGUGUUCACAAAUUUACAACCAUCGGUUAAACGGGACACCUCAAAUAGUGGUAAAAAGUUGUCCAAGUUGCAAACUGAAAUGGAUAAACUGUUGAAAACAGUCAACAAUGAGGGAUAUAAAAAGUCAGCCAGCGAAGAUGUUCAGAAGAAGCAUCUGGAACGGAUCAAACAAAUCCGGUCACAGAUUGAGGAGAUGCAAAACAUUGUGAUGUAGUUAAGUUUAUUCAUCAGGUAUGUAAACUUGUUAGCUAAA